UUGGCAGCGGUUCUCUUCAAGCCACACUUUGAUAUGAAUCUACAAUAUAUUAAUAUUUCCCCCAAGCAAUUACAGGGUUGAUCAGAAUUGGCCUAUGUUGGUGAUAUGACUUCUUAUUUUAUGGACUCGGCGCACAGUGCUUUGUGUGACGCAUGGAGUGAUGGCUGCGAUACAUUGCUUCCCGUGUACAUUUCCUGUCAAUUGACACAAUAAAUGAAGGUCGUCUUUUUAACUCGAGUAAGGUAACGUUCCAACGUUGAGUGUCCCACUACCCGACCCGUUGGUUUGUUUCCGGAAGUACAUUUCUGGGGGGGUGGAUGCUUAUUGUGUUGACUGGCUAGCAAAGUAAGUGUCGAGCCAACUACCAUAGCCUUGCUUUCUCUCAAUACCUCUGGUAUUUGUAUUUAUUCGAAUAGCCUCAUAUACUGUAAAUAGAUAUACAGAUAUAUAUCUUAUAUCUCGAAAUUAUAAAAGAAGAAAAAUUGCAUUAGGUAGAGACCACAACAUCCAACAGUAAUGUUUGCUAGCAUGCUAACACAGACAAAAGUGGUUUAGUUACCUGUAUCUUUGCAGCUAAUUUUAGCGAUUUUUACUUUUGAUAUACGGAAUGGUAACACUGACCAACCUGAACAAAAGUAGCUAAAAGUUACUAUCUCUUAACUGUAGCUAGCUGCUCAUAGACACUUUGCCAUGAUGUCCGCAGCCAUCAUAACCUUCCAGUCUCAGCUCUCCGGGGUCAUGGAGACGGUCCUUAAGUCAGCCAUGUAUGAGAUCACCAGGCUGGUGGAGGAUAGUUUCCUGGAGGAGGUGUCCCGGAACCGGGAGCAGGUCGAGUCACUGAAGAAGCGGCUGCAGUGGUCGGAGAACAGAGAGGGAGACCAGAGGGGGAAGUGUGGGGACUGUGGGAGAGCUGGCAAGGAAGGUCAUGAGAUAAGCUUAGGAACUUCACAGACAGGUGUGGAGAGGGGGCGUAGCCUGAAGCAGGAGAAGGUACAAGGGGAGGAGUGGAGCAGCUGUGGGGGCGUGGCCAGGGAAACAACCUUCAAUGAUCUGGAGGAGGCUGAGGCCACCAGCCCUAGGAGAAUCUCUGAGGUAGGUAGGGGACUGACUAAACACAUGGAGGCUGAGGCCACCAGCCCUAGGAGAAUCUCUGAGGUAGGUAGGGGACUGACUAAACACAUGGAGGCUGAGGCCACCAGCCCUAGGAUAAUCUCUGAGGUAGGUAGGGGACUGACUAAACACAUGGAGGCUGAGGCCACCAGCCCUAGGAGAAUCUCUGAGUCCACAGAGGUCGGAGGUCAGAAGCUGGACAGUCUGCUGAAAGAGGAGGCUCUCCACAACACUGAGCUACAGGAGAGAUGGGAGUUCUGCCUGGAUGAGGCUGAUGGUUCAGACGUCUCUGGGCCCAGUAAGAGUUUUAUUCAGCAGGAGCUGCAGCAGUGCCAAGAUGAGUGGAGAUCCAGUCUAGACCAGAGGCCUGAACUACCAGGCCCCGAGGGACACUCAGGGGACCCCACCGACCCUCUCUACCGCCCCCACUACAGCAUGGAGGAACUAGGGGGUGACUUUGAGAAGUCUGGUUACUGCAGUGGCGGUAGUGGCGACCAUCUUCUAGACAUGGAAGGGCUGGAUAGGCUUCCUGGUUCUCCGUCUCGUCUGGGAGCGCUGAGCUACGGAGCUGUGGGUCACUACCAAGUGAACCUGGGGGGGUUUAAGGGGGGCGACCAUCGCCAUCGCUCCCACAUGCCUGGCCCCCAUCAGAGCCGGAGGGAGCAGGUGGGGUCGCCAACGCCAUCUCCCCACCCAGAGGUGGGAGAUCGGAACUGCCUAUUGAUAAACGAGGAGGGGUACCUGCAGGACUCCAGUGUCUUGUACCCUGAACAUGGUGUCCCAGAGUCAGGUAGUAGAGCCGGCCACAGGGGGCUAACCUCCAUCCACUCUGGAAGCUCAGCCCACAACAACAACACAGAGAGCCUGUAUGAUGCCGCUGACGACUUUGGACUCUCUUUAAACCUCAGAGAUCGUUCACAAGAGCAGGUAACAGGAGUAGGGGGGAGGUGUCAUGCCUGCAAUCAAUGUACCAUGACCUUCCCAGACUCUGGUUCCCUCAAGACCCACAAGCAGACACACAAAACGGGGAGAGGGAUGAGUUCAGGGUCUGGGCCUCCAUACUCCUGCACCCAGUGCGGUAAGACCUUCACCCAGGCCUGCAACCUCAAGGUCCACCAGCGGGUCCACCAGGCAGAGGGACUCCACCUCUGCAGCCACUGCUCCAAGGGCUUCACCUCCUUCUCCGACCUGAAGAGGCACAAGUGCAGCCAGACCACAGACAAGCCCUACUGCUGCUCCAUCUGUGGGAACAAGUUCAGUCGGCUCUGGAACCUCAAGCUGCAUCAGCGCAUUCACACGCAGGAGAAACCCCACCGCUGCACUAUGUGUGACAAGAGCUUCACCCGGGUGGACAUUUUGAAGGUACACCAGCGCACACACACUGGGGAGAGACCGUACUGCUGUGCUGUGUGUGGACUCUGCUUCAAACGACUGGCCCAUCUAAAGUUACACCAGCACAAACACAGGCCGGAUUUCCUGGCCUGAGCGGUGGCCUAGAACAGUGAUUUCAACACUGUGAGGCAUGGGUUCCUCCAAUUUCUUUAAAAUAUAUAUAUAUAUAUAUAUACUUACAGUCCAUUCAAAAGUUUGGACACCUACUCAUUCACGGAUUCUUCUAUAUUUUUACAAUUUUCUACAUUGUAGAAUAAUAGUGAAGACAUCAAAACUUUGAAAUAACACAUAUGGAAUCAUGUUGUAACCAAAAAAGUGUUAAACAUAUCAAAAUAUAAUGAUUUAUUUUUUCAAUAUACAUUUUUCAAGUUUCUUCAAGUGCAGUGGCAAAACCAUCAAUCGCUAUGAUGAAACUGAAUCUCAUGAGGUCCGCCACAGAAAAGGAAGACCCAGAGUUACCUGGUCGAUGACAUUCGAUGGUUUGGACAUUAGACCGGUGUAAAUCUGUCCUUUAGUCUGACGAGUCCAAAUUUGAGGUUUUUGGUUCCAACCGCAUGUGUGGGUCCCACCGUGAAGCAUGAAGGAAGUGGUGUGAUGGUGCUUUGCUGGUGACACUAUGUGAUUUAUUUUGAAUUCAAGGCACACUUAACCAGCAUGGCUACCACAGCAUUCUGCAGCGAUAUGCCAUACCAUCUGGUUUGUGCUUAGUGGGACUAUCAUUUGUUUUUCAACAGGACAAUGACCUAACAUACCUCCAGGCUGUGUAAGAGUUAUUUGACCAAUAAGGAGAGUAAUGGAGUGCUGCAUCAGAUGACCUGGCCUCCACAAACACCCGAGCUCAACCCAAUUGAGAUGGUUUGGGAUGAGAUGGACCGCAGAGUGAAGGAAAAGCAGCCGACAAGUGCUCAGCAUAUGUGGGAACUCCUUCAAGACUGUUGGAAAAGCAUUCCAGGUGAAGCUGGCUCAGAGAAUGCCAAGAGUGUGCAAAGCUGUAUUCAAGGCAAAGGGAGGCCAUUUGAAGAAUGUCAAAUAUAAAAUAUAUUUCGAUUUGUUUAACACUUUUUGGGGGUUAUUACAUGAUUCCAUGUGUUAUUUCCUAAUUAUAAUGUCUUCACUAUUAUUCCACAAUGUAGAAAAAGAGUAGAAAUAAAACCCCUUGGUGUGUAGGUGUUCUAAACCUUUUGACCGGUAGUGUGUGUAUAUAUAUACAUACAGUGCCUUCGGGAAGUAUUCAGACCUCAUGACUUUUUCCACAUUUUGUUACUUACAGCCUUGCAAAAUGGAUUGUUUUUUUCCCCUCGUCAAUCUACACACAAUACCCCAUAAUGAUGGGGAGUGUUGCUGCACAGCUAUUUUCAGGUCUCUCCAGAGAUGUUUGAUCAGGUUCAAGUCUUGUCUUGGCUCUGUGCUUCGGGUCAUUGUCCUGUUGGAAGGUGAAACUUCUCCACCAGUCUGAGGUCCUGAGCGCCCGGGAGCAGGUUUACAUUAAGGAUUGCUAUGUACUUUGCUCCGUUCAUCUUUCCCUUGAUCCUGAACAACAUCCCCACAGCAUGAUGCUCUGAGAGUCUUUAGGUGCCUUUUGGCAAACUCCAAGCGGGCUGUCGUGCCUUUUACUGAGGAAUGGCUUCUGUAUGGCCACUACCAUAAAGGCCUAUUCGUGGAGUGCUGCAGAGAUGGCUGCCCUUCUGGAAUGUUCUCCCAUCUCUACAGAGGAACUCCGGAGCUCUGUCAGAGUGACCAUCAGGUUCUUGGUCAUCUCCCUGACCAAGGUCCUUCUCACCCGAUUGCUCAGUUUGGCCGGGCGGCCAGCACUAGGAAGAAUGAUGGGGUCCACUGUGUACUUGUGGACCUUCUAUGCUGCAGAAAUGUUUUGGUACCCUUCCCAAGAUCUGAGUCUCGACACAAUCCUGUCUCGGCGCUCUACAGACAAUUCCUUUGACCUCCAUGGCUUGGUUUUUGCUCUGACAUGCACUGUCAACUGUGGGACCUUAUGUAGACAGGUGUGUGCCUUUUCCAAAUCAUGUCCAAUCAAUUGAAUUUACCACGGGUGGAAUCCAAUCAAGUUGUAGAAACAUCUCAAGGAUGAUCAAUGGAAACAGGAUGCACCUGAGCUCAAUUUCGAGUCUCAUAGCAAAUGGUCUGAAUACAUUUUUUUUAUACAGUUGCACAAAUUUCUAAAAACCUGUUUUCGGUUUGUCAUUAUGGGGUAUUCUGUGUAGAUUGCUGUGGAUUUUAAUGUAUUUAAUCAAGGCUGUAAGGUAACAAAUUUGAAAAAGUCAAGGGGUAUGAAUCCUUUCCGAAGGCCCUGUAUAUACUCAGUCCAGCUCUGAAAGUUGUAAUAGUGGAAUGCACAAGGUGUAAUUUCGAAAUUGGGUAGUAUAUCAUCAGUUCCUCUUGUCAUGUUAGUCAUUGCACACCUCAGAGAGCUAUUUAUAACUUGUCAGAAAUGUCCAAAUCAACGAGCCCAUGUCAAUUAACGUUUUUAAAUUUAUAUCUUACAAAAAUAUAAACAACAUGCAACAAUUUUACUGAGUUACAGUUCAUAUAAGUAAAUCAGUCAAUUGAAAUAAAUUCAUUAGGCCCUAAUCUAUGGAUUUCACGUGACUGGGCAGGGGAGCAACCAUGGGUUGGCCUGGGAGUGCAUAGACUGACCCACUGGGAGCCAGGCCCAGCCAAACAGAAUGAGUUUCUCCCCACAAGAGCUUUAUUACAUACAUAAAUACUCCUCAGUUUCAACAGCUGUCUGGGCGGCUGGUCUCAGACAAUCCCGCAGGUGAAGAAGCUGGAUGUCGAGGUCUUGGGCUGGCAUGGUUACACUUGCGGUUGUGAAACUAGUUGGAUGUACUGCCAAACUAUUGACAAGUAUGUUGGAGGCGGCUUAUGGUAGAGAAAUGAACAUUCAAUUAUCUGGCAACAUCUCUGGUGGACAUUCCUGCAGUCAGCAUGCCAAUUACACGCUCCCUCAAAAUCUGAGACAUCUGUGGCAUUGUGUGACAAAACUGCACAUUUUAGAGGCCUUUUAUUGUCCCCAGCUCAAGGUUCACCUGUGUAAUGAUCAUGCUGUUUAAUCAGCUUCUUGAUAUGCAACACCUGUCAGGUGGAUGGAUUAUCUUGGCAAAAGAGAAAUGCUCACUAACAGGGAUGUAAACAAAUUUGUAUACAACAUUUGAGAGAAGUAAGCUUUUUGUGUGAAUGGAACAUUUCUGGGAUCUUUUAUUUCAGCUCAAGAAACAUGAGAUCAACUCUACAUGUAUUUACAUUUUUGUUCAGUAUAGGUUAUUUAGCCCAUAGAUCUUGACAAGUUUGUCAGUCAAAUAACACAUGAAUACACAUUAGACAUGGCCAAAUGUAUAGAAUUGCAAGAAAAGGAGCUUUAAAACAGCAACAUUUCCUUUGCAUCCCAUGACAAAAUGUGUAGAAUUGCAGGAAAUAAGCUUUAAACCCAGCAACAUUCUCUCCACCAAGAGCGGCGUGAACAGUUAGUGUCAUGAACAGUGCCAGUGCCAAUAUAAAUAGACGUGUUAGAUUCUGGGUUAAACUUUGAACAUUGUUAUACUCAGAAGAAUAGUAUCUAACAGUGAGGGACUGGUUUUUACUUCAGAAGUUAAUGGUCUGUAGGAGCCAGAUGGCUUUGGAAUGUGUAGGGGAGACUGGUGGAGAUCUUAGAACCUAACAAUGUCACUGAGGGAGAGAGGGUAAUGUAUAACGUUUACAUUAUGUCAGGAUAUGUUAUUGUUAGCCAUCUGGGAUCCUCUGGGAGAAGAGACACUGUCUAUCAAUCACCAUGACAACCUUGAGUUGAAGUGACUCAGCCUAGGAGAAAGGGUUGUCAGUACUUGUGUGAAAUGUUGUGUGUCUGAAUGCAGCUCUAUCGACCCUUUGGGAAGAAUUAAACUUGGAUAAGCUUU
Messenger RNA from Oncorhynchus keta (chum salmon), 6410 nucleotides. Its product is annotated as zinc finger protein 34-like. The record is from RefSeq and is a predicted model, not a curated record. Gene Ontology annotation, cellular component: nucleus. Gene Ontology annotation, molecular function: DNA-binding transcription factor activity, RNA polymerase II-specific; RNA polymerase II cis-regulatory region sequence-specific DNA binding. Bases 691 to 2595 code for a protein of 634 amino acids. NCBI's taxonomy places the organism in Eukaryota, Metazoa, Chordata, Actinopteri, Salmoniformes, Salmonidae. The transcript has 6 exons. Gene Ontology annotation, biological process: regulation of transcription by RNA polymerase II.